AUGUCAGCCGUACCAGAGGAACCCUCUGUCCUGCACUUUGCCGACAAGAAACAGGGACAUGACAGUAAACGCGACCAAAAUGAAACGUUGUUUAGUACACGCGAGGCUGUGUUGAAGGAGGCUGGCGAGGAUAAUAACAAGCUGGAGCACUCUGUAAAUGUGCAGCUUGCCAAUCCCCUCCUUGGUCUCUCCUUUGAGAACAUCCAAUCCGACGUGGACAAGUUCGUGACGGAGAAGGGCCUGGAAGAGUAUCGCGAUCUCUUUUUGAAAGGCGCCCUUUGCAUUCAGGCGCAGAGUACCGGUGAUUUUGAAUCAAUUUCGCUGCUUACCGAUGAGGAUCGCGCAGAUCUUCUAUAUGAAAAAGAGCACCGGUGGUCUCAGCCUUUUUUGCUGUAUUGGCUCGCAUGCUGCUGCAGUGUCGCUGCUGCAGUGCAAGGUGCCGACGAGUCGGUGAUCAAUGGUGCGCUGUUGUUUUUCCCUCAACAAUUUGGUAUUGGUGGAACGACUGAUAGGGACAAUUGGCUGCAAGGUUUGGUCGCUGCUGCGCCAUACAUUGCCUGCGCAUUCUGUGGUGUAUGGUUGACCAAGCCGCUGAACGUUGUAUUCGGUCGUCGCGGUACUAUUUUUAUUACCUCGUUCGUCAGUUUUGCUACUUGUAUCUGGCAGGGUGUGACUAAUUCUUGGGAGCACUUGUUUGUCUCGCGUCUUAUUCUCGGUCUGGGUAUUGGUCCCAAGUCGGCUACUGUCCCUGUCUACGCUGCCGAAUGUACUCCCGCACCUAUUCGUGGUGCGCUUACGAUGCAAUGGCAGACAUGGACUGCGUUUGGUAUCAUGCUUGGUUACGCCGCCGAUCUUGCGUUGUUCAAGGUCAAAGAUCCUAACAACGGCAACGGCAACAUUCAUGGACUCAACUGGCGUCUCAUGCUAGGGAGUGCCGGUAUCCCGGCACUGUUUGUCAUGGCCCAAGUAUACCUUUGUCCUGAGUCACCGCGUUGGCUGAUGGGAAAGAACAAGUACCGUAAGGCUAUGAACUCGUUCUUGCGCUUGCGCACCAAACCGCUUUUUGCCGCGCGCGAUCUUUACCUAGCACAUUGCAUGCUGGUAGAAGAGAAUAAUAUGCGGAAGACCAAGAAUAACAUUUUCCCUUUUAUGGAGCUCUUCACUGUUCCCCGCAACCUGCGUGCUACGAUCGGCGCCACGAUUGUCAUGUUUGGUCAGCAAUUCUGUGGUGUGAAUGUGAUUGCUUACUACUCGAGUUCUAUUAUCACCGACGCCAGGAGAAUGGUUGUAGGCGAUAACAUUACGAGUAAGGACAACAUGAAUGCAUUGCUUGGCAGCUGGGGCUUUGGUAUGAUUAAUUUCCUCUUUGCCAUUCCCGCUUGGUACACGAUCGAUACAUUUGGUCGCCGCAGCUUGCUGCUCCUAACACUGCCGUUCAUGGCAAUUUUCCUCUUAAUUACUGGUUUCUCUUUCUGGAUCGACUACUACAGUGGCAGACUCGGUGUGGUUUUGUUCGGCAUUUACUUCUACGCAAUGUUUUACUCGCCUGGGUUCGGACCAGUUCCCUUCACCUAUUGUGCAGAGGCUUUCCCUUUGUACAUUCGCGAGGUUGGUAUGACGUAUGCAACUGCAGUGCUUUGGUUCUUCAACUCUCUUCUCGCAGUGACCUGGUUCGCUAUGCGAGGUGCUAUGACAAGCCAAGGCGCCUUCGGAUUUUACGCCGGUUGGUGUGUCAUUUUGUGGAUCCUCACGUUCUUGUUCCUUCCAGAAACCAAGGCGCUCACUUUGGAAGAACUGGACCUUGUGUUUAGCAUACCCACUACUAAAUUUGCCGGUUACCAGCUUCGCCAGCUCCCCUACUACUUCAAGCGGUACGUCCUUUUCAACAAAUCCAUCAAGAAAGAACAACUCUACACUAUUGACAGCACCUUUAAAUCAUCGAAAUAA
This is a messenger RNA of Malassezia vespertilionis, 1947 nucleotides long. RefSeq lists its product as uncharacterized. NCBI's taxonomy places the organism in Eukaryota, Fungi, Basidiomycota, Malasseziomycetes, Malasseziales, Malasseziaceae. The record is from RefSeq and is a predicted model, not a curated record. Gene Ontology annotation, molecular function: myo-inositol:proton symporter activity. Gene Ontology annotation, cellular component: membrane. The coding region runs from base 1 to 1947 and encodes 648 amino acids. Gene Ontology annotation, biological process: transmembrane transport. The transcript is spliced from 2 exons.